AUGAAUGCAACGUUAGAUGAUGAUAUAAUCAUCAUUUACUUAUCUAAUAUAGGUCUAUGUCUUAUGCGUUAUGUCCUUAUGAUUAUAAUUAUUCUUGGUCUUGUUGAAAACUUCUUCAAUAUACUUGUUUUUCAUCAACCUACAUUUCGUUCAAAUCCAUGUUCAUUUUAUUUAAUUACAGCUGCUUAUGUUAAUAUUAUUUGGAUUAUGACAAGUCCAUUAUGA
This is a messenger RNA of Rotaria sordida, 225 nucleotides long. Lineage: Eukaryota; Metazoa; Rotifera; Eurotatoria; Philodinida; Philodinidae. The record is from the annotation of a GenBank genome assembly.